AUGGCUAGUUUUGCAGAAAACUUAGUCAAGAACCUCAACUACCCUCUUUCUCUCGGUCUCUCCGAUCGUCUCAGCCACCUCAGUACAUCACUCGCUCAGUCCCUUAACCUCAAACCCCAACAACCACAAGUCCCACCAACAGAACCUGUAGAUAUCCGCCGUCUUGCACCACCUGCACCAGAACAAACAAAAGGCACCUUUGAAAUCAAUCUUAUCGACGCAAAACACCUAGCCAUUCAUGAUUCUCUCAAGGCACAAGUUUACUGUCUAGUCUAUUAUCAGGGCAAUGUACUAUCCACUCUCGAUACAAUCCAAAACCCCGUCACCACAACCGCAAACGCAACAAAUGCUUCAUACUCUCCUUUCGAUUUACUCAACAUGGUCUCGAGACAAGCAAACCCAACCUGGAAUACCACAGCCACAUUUGAUGUAAGCUCUGAACAGGGCGAAUUGACACUCUUUGUGUACGAUCGAGGCAAUCCACUAGAAUCAGGCGAAGACCGAUGCCUUGGCACUGCUACUUUACAACCCAGGCUGCAGCACGAGAAGACGAUCGAAUUGAGAUUGGAAUUACAACCCCCCAUUCCUUUGGCUACUUGCUCUCAAUCCACAACGUCUGUCUCGGGCCAUGUCCGUCUCCAGCUAACCUACAUGGAUGCCGAAGCACGCAUCAAACUUACACCUGACUCUUUUCACAUUGUCCGGUUACUAGGUCGUGGUUCAUUUGGCAAGGUGUAUCAGGUCAUAAAGCGCAACACUAAACAGACAUAUGCAAUGAAAGUGCUUUCAAAGCGACUACUGGUGGCCGAGAAUGAGAUUGCACAUACCCUAUCCGAACGCAAUGUCCUCAUUGGAACGUUCACAAAUCCCUUUAUAGUCUCACUCAAGUUUAGUUUCCAGACUCCCGAACACUUGUUUCUGGUGAUGGAGUAUAUUCCGGGCGGUGACCUCUUCGAACACCUCCAGAGACAAACGUUCGUAUCAGAUCAAGUGGCUCGCUUUUUUAUCUCUGAAAUCAUCUGCGCCUUCCAAGACAUUCACGCCCAGAACGUCGUCUACCGUGACCUCAAGCCAGAAAACAUCAUGCUCGACAGUCUGGGCCAUAUUGCUCUCACAGACUUUGGUCUCUGCAAAGAGUUGGGCCAAAGCCAGACAACAGCCACCUUUUGUGGAACAGGCGAAUACCUGGCUCCAGAAAUGGUGCUCCACAAACCAUACGGCCAGCAGGUCGACUGGUGGAGUCUGGGCAUCUUGCUCUACGAACUGCUGGUCGGAAGACCUCCCUUCCAGGCCGUCAAUCGCAACACUCUCUAUGACCGCAUCUGCCGUGCAAAACUCUCCUUCCCGUCCCACGUCUCUGCGCAGUCCAAGGAUCUCAUCCGCAGCUUACUCGAACGAGACCCUCUCAAACGACUGGGUGCCAAGGGCGCCGAACAGGUCAAGGCCCACCCUUGGUUUGAUGCCGUCCAGUGGGAUCUUGUGGCAUCCAAACGUGUACAGCCUCCACCACUUCUUGCCUCUAAACCACCACCAAAGCCAAUCUGUAUCCCUACUUCCAAAAAGCGAGAUACCCAUGCAUCAUUUCUCUCUUCACUUCAAGACAAUUCUCCACUCAGUCCCACAAUCCAAUCUGCCUUUCAUGGUUUUAGUUAUGUCAACGAGACUAGCCAAGCUAGUCUUCGCUCUUCCAUUAUCUCGUUCGAUGACGAUGAUUUCUAGUAUAAAUACUUUUUUUUUCUAUAUAUGAUUUUCUCAAUUCACUUGUACAUACCCCCCAAAUUCAUUUAAUAAAUACAUCAAUACAUCAAU
This is a messenger RNA of Phycomyces blakesleeanus NRRL 1555(-), 1809 nucleotides long. It is a transcript of the gene PkaC11, whose product is annotated as protein kinase A catalytic subunit. Gene Ontology annotation, biological process: protein phosphorylation. The transcript has 3 exons. The record is from RefSeq and is a predicted model, not a curated record. Lineage: Eukaryota; Fungi; Mucoromycota; Mucoromycetes; Mucorales; Phycomycetaceae. Gene Ontology annotation, molecular function: protein serine/threonine kinase activity; ATP binding. Bases 1 to 1719 code for a protein of 572 amino acids.